This is a messenger RNA of Petromyzon marinus (sea lamprey), 3141 nucleotides long. The record is from RefSeq and is a predicted model, not a curated record. Lineage: Eukaryota; Metazoa; Chordata; Hyperoartia; Petromyzontiformes; Petromyzontidae.
GUGGGACCCCCUGGAAGAUUUGGUCCCCCCCAAUGUUGACUCCAUGGCUACGGCUUUGGUGAAAUGCCAGAUGUUUUAUGAGAUUGAGAUCCAUUGCUUGGACGAACUCAAUGCUGAUAUUAAAAUCGAAUCACUUAUUGCAGGCAUUGUAAGAAACACCGCUGCAGGCAUAACCGUGUGAAGAAUGGCCUUGAUGACCACGCCGAUGCAUCCACUCCCACCACGGCAUCACCGGUGGUGCAGGAAGGUGGUGCAGACACCUCAUGUGGAAAGGUAAUAAUCAUCACCAUCAUCGUCUCACACGAGCACACAAUCUCGUGCAUUCAGCCACAUGGUAACCAGCAUAGAACACAUCCACCACGGAGAUGGAAUUAUAAAAUAAGUUUAUGUGCAGGUGCCAGCUAGACUCUUUUGCAUCGUCGGACUGUGAGAGGAUUAUUUUGAAUUUUCGGACUGUGAGAGGGAGUGACAGAUUGGGGAGGCCUUCAUCCAACAUCAGAUUAACUAUGGCUGAUGAUUAUAUAAGUGACAAUUGUUGAAUGAUUCCUCUGUCAUCGUAUCAUCACCAGCUAUUUUCUAUCCGCUCCCAAUUGACGGCCCGACACACAUCAUCACCACCCAUCACAGUCACGCAAUGCCACAAUGUAUCCGACUCCUGCACGGGAACUGAACUCAUUGAUCCAUCUCUGCGGUGGCCGUACUCUUUCCUUUUUGGCUGCCAUUCAAUUACCAAUCCCGUCCAUCAGUUCUCGCAAUGUAUCCUGCACAAUCCCGUUUAUCGGAACGGCCAAUUGGAUGGUUCAAACGUGACUUUAUACGCGUCUUGGUGCACACUUUAGCUUGUGUUCCCCUACCACUGCACUGCACGUGUGCACUCUCUACCUGGUGCGUAAACCAUGAACGUGAUUCCCUCGACAGGAGGCGCUGGCAGAGGGCCAGGUCAUUGUGCCGCUCUCCCCACUUGACAUCACUGGACGACCAUUGCCCCAUGGGGAUGGCGAGCCCCCCCACGCCUCCGCUGACAACCCCCUUCUCCUGGUCGUGGAGAAGGGACCCAGCGAGGAGGAGGCGAAGCGACGCGACAAUGAGCCGGAAGUCAGCUCUGAGAAUGUUAUCCUCGAGAUCAUCACUGAGGAGCGUUUCUCUGGAAUCGCGAACAGCGGUGAUGGUGGCGAGGAUGCACCGCGUCUGGCACGCGAGUGCGAGCCGCUGGAGCAAGGUGAGGCGUCGUUUCCUCUGUUAUAACGGGUUGCGUGUGGAUCCCCGGUUAUAAUGGACCGUGUGUGAGUCUUUGGUUAUAAGCGGUCAUGUGUGGGACCCUGGUAAUUAUGACCCAUAUGUGGAACCCUGGUUAUAAUGUGUGUUGUGUGGGUCCCUGGUUCUAACGGGCUGCGUGUGGAACCCUGGUUAUAAUGUGUGUUGUGUGGGUCCCUGGUUCUAACGGGCUGCGUGUGGAACCCUGGUUAUAAUGUGUGUUGUAUGGGUCCCUGCUUCUAACGGGCUGCGUGUGGAACCCUGGUUAUAAUGUGUGUUGUGUGGGUCCCUGGUUCUAACGGGCUGCGUGUGGAACCCUGGUUAUAAUGUGUGUUGUGUGGGUCCCUGGUUCUAACGGGCUGUUUGUGGAACCCUGGUUAUAAUGCGUGUUGUAUGGGUCCCUGCUUCUAACGGGCUGCGUGUGGAACCCUGGUUAUAAUGUGUGUUGUAUGGGUCCCUGCUUCUAACGGGCUGUGUGUUGCAUUGAUUGCCACAGCGGGUGGAGAUUGGGCGGAGGGCAGCGUCCCGCAGCGCCGUCACCAAGAGCUGCAGCGCCACUUGGCGGAGACGGUGGAGAGACUGAAGGAGCUCAACGGCAACCAGGACCUCAAGACCAAGGUCAUGAAGUUCGAGCUGGCCAAGGCCUCGUCACUGCCCAUCAACCAGAUCUCCAACACGUCUGGUUCUCACCUGCGCGUCAUCACCGGCAAGCUGGACUUGCUGUUGAGCGGCACGGCCGUCGUGUCGGGCACGCGCUCCACCAGCGUGUCGGACCACCCGCAGGGCCUGCUCUACGUCCUGCACCGGGUGGCUGAGAGGCUCGUGAAGCAGAGCGAGGAGGAGGUGGGGUGGAACCACGCGGCGGUGUUCCCCAUCGCGGCUGUCACCGUGGAACUGUGGCACCGCCACCCAGCCCUCGGGGAGCUCCUGCUUGCUCACCUGCUCAGCAAGUGCCCCUACAUGGGCCCCGUCUUCCCUCGUCCCACGCCUGGGCAGAGCCAGGAGGACGCUUUCAGGAUCCUCGGUUACCGCUUCGAGGAUGGGAGAGUAGAGAACGAAGACUUGUUUCUCCAGAGAAUGUCGGGCAUGGCGCGCAUGUACGCGGCCAUCAUCUCCGCGCCCGUGCCCCCCUCCAGUGGCAACAAGAGCCACCCCCACGGCAUGAGUCACGGCUGGACCUGGCUCAUGCAGGUCCUGGAUAUGGAGCCCAUGGCCAAUGUCACCCCCACGGUGCUCUUCAGCUUUCUGGAGGUGGCAGGUAAUGCAAUGGCGAUUGAAUACGGCGAUCAGCUCUGGGAGCUGCUCGAUGGGUUAAGGAAAGAAUACAUCCCAAGGUACCUCUCGCCCGGUGGCAGUCUCGUCUCCAUCUCACCUUCACGAAGCCAUUUAUAUUUGCACGUGUUCCUUGCAUUGACGAUUUGCUUUCUACUGUUUUUAUGUUGUGGCAAUAGACUGAAUCACCUUGUCAAGUAACCAGCUAAUAUCAAAGUAACAUUGCACUUGUACAUACAGAAGGGUCCUUGCACCGCCAUAAUUUUCCCCUGCGGAUCAUAAACUUUGGCUCUUGGAAGACUCUUGACCAGCCCAGUUUUCCACCCACAGCAAUUUGCAGGGAGGCGGUAGCGAUGCGAUCGACGUGACUGUGAAGUCAGCUGUCGACAGCAGGCUCCCGUUACAGUGUGUCUCUGAACGAGCUUAAAGCUGUGGUUGGUGAUGGUCACCGGUUAAGGACUGGAGCCAGAAGUUUGUAAGAAUCGAUGGAUGCGCAACUAAACUCGCUGCAUCUGUUCUUGUCCUGCAGAAUCGAGAAAGUAUCCAUCCCGCAGCAGAUGGGAACUGUGGUCAGACUGAGGCUGUUCCUCGAGGUACCGGCUUUGACCACACAAC